AUGCUUUCACAACCAUUCCUCAAAGUAGUAUCAUCAUCGUCGAUUCGCAGCAGGAGCAAUAGUUAUAAUAAUAAUAAUAACAUUAGUGUUAGCGCGUCUGCUCGUGAUCGUCAAAAUUCUGUUGUGCGAGGAGGAGGAUUAUCUGAAGUUGUCGUUCUGAGAAGAGAAAAAAGAAGAAGAAGAAGAUCAAAUGAUGCCGCGCUGGUCGUUGCUUCGACGAAUACACUCCGGACAGAAGACGUGUUUUGCGGUUGUUCUUCUAAAAGCCGUCUUUAUCGUCUAAAAGUUUGUCCGGGAAAAGGAGGAGGAGGAGGAGGUUCUUCUUCUUCUUUGUCUUCUUCUGAUUUCAACGUUUUUGCAGCCAAAACAACAGACGACGAUGAUGAUGAUGACGCGAAAGAAUCAUACGGAGGAGACGAAGAAAAGCAGGAGCAGAAAUUUUUCGACGUGCACGCGUUGAAACAUUUUUGCGCGCUGGGCGUGUUUUUUACCGGUUUACUCUACAUCGCGUACGCGUUGCUCCCGCACGUCGGGUAUACCACCGCGCAUCCUCCAAACACGGAAAAUUUGAUGGUGAAAACGUUUCAGUCUUUAUCGACGCUGCAAGCGGCGGAGUGGUUGAGGUUUGUGGAUUUGUUCGGCACGGGCGUGUUCGCGCACGGCGGAGUUAUUGCAGCGGGGAAGAGAGGUUUGGACUUGCUCGGGUGCGUCGUCGUCGGGUGCGUGACCGCCAUGGGCGGAGGGACCAUUCGAGGAGCGUUGAUUGGCAUCGAAGGCGCGCAUCCGGUCUUUUGGAUAGCCGAGCCGGAAUACCUAAUCGUCGCCUUGGUCGCUUCCUUCUUCACGUUUUUCUUCUGGCCGAAAGUCUUAUCGAAGGAAGUUCGUGAAUCGAAAGCGAUGGAAACUGCGUUGAACUGGUUGGACGCGUUAAGUUUAGGCGGUUUUUGCAUCAUCGGCGCCAACGCCGCGUUGGUCCGAAACUUAGGCCCUCUCCUCGCGGUCGCAUUAUCCGCGAUCACGUGCACGGGAGGUGGCGUCGUGCGUGACGUUUUCCUACGCCAACCGGUGCGAGUGUUACACUCGCACGCGGAGUUAUACGGCACCACCGCUAUCGCCGGCGCCGCCGUGUACACGGUCUUCGCCUGUUGGUUCCCGGGAGUCUCGCACAACCUAAGAUGCCUCCUCGCCGCGUCCACCACCGUCUUUUUACGAUGGAGGGCUUGGAAGAGAGGUUUGAAGUUGCCCAUGUAUUCGGACGUGAACCCGGAUUUUGGUGAUUACAUCUCUAUCGCGCAAAGAGACGUUUAG
Bathycoccus prasinos is the source of this 1308-nucleotide messenger RNA. RefSeq lists its product with no specific name. NCBI's taxonomy places the organism in Eukaryota, Viridiplantae, Chlorophyta, Mamiellophyceae, Mamiellales, Bathycoccaceae. The transcript has a single exon. Bases 1 to 1308 code for a protein of 435 amino acids. The record is from RefSeq and is a predicted model, not a curated record. Gene Ontology annotation, cellular component: plasma membrane.